AUGGCCUCCAAGGACGAUGCCGAUUACCGCAUGAAACUCACUGAUGCUAAUCUCAAGAUACGUAAAGUGAAAGUCAAUCCUAGCAUUUCCGUGGGCCAUGAAAUCGCGUUGAAAAAGGGACCUGCCAUCUAUCAUGUUCGUUGUGUCGAAUGCAAAAGCUUCAUCGUCCCCGCAGGGAAUUUCUCCCUGAGGAAAGAUAGCCUUUUCAAUGGACUGGUGCUGAAAACAUUUGUCUUCAGAAUGGUCGAAAGCGACGUGUUUAACGGUGCCCUGAAAAAGCGUGUCCUCCAUUGGAAUAACCGUCAAAGGAGAAGAAAUGCCAUUUAA
Molecule: messenger RNA, 327 nt
Organism: Paramuricea clavata
Lineage: Eukaryota; Metazoa; Cnidaria; Anthozoa; Malacalcyonacea; Plexauridae
Source: the annotation of a GenBank genome assembly